This is a messenger RNA of Syngnathoides biaculeatus (alligator pipefish), 1925 nucleotides long. It is a transcript of the gene cct8, whose product is annotated as chaperonin containing TCP1, subunit 8 (theta). Gene Ontology annotation, biological process: protein folding. Gene Ontology annotation, molecular function: ATP-dependent protein folding chaperone; ATP binding; ATP hydrolysis activity. Gene Ontology annotation, cellular component: chaperonin-containing T-complex. The record is from RefSeq and is a predicted model, not a curated record. Bases 137 to 1777 code for a protein of 546 amino acids. Lineage: Eukaryota; Metazoa; Chordata; Actinopteri; Syngnathiformes; Syngnathidae. The transcript is spliced from 15 exons.
UUGGUCCCUUGUCGCUUGCCGUCAUCAGGCCGACGCCUCACCCGGGUAAACUCCGCCCCCUCCUCGUCUCUCCGGCUUUGUAGUGUCCACGCUGCGGCAACCUGCUUCACGUUGUGACGCCGCAAAAAGAUCAACAAUGGCUCUCCACGUUCCCAAAGCUCCGGGCUUUGCCCAAAUGUUAAAGGAUGGCGCUAAGCACUAUUCAGGUCUUGAAGAGGCAGUUUUUCGGAACAUCCGAGCCUGUAAGGAACUUUCACAGACCACACGCUCAGCCUACGGGCCCAAUGGCAUGAACAAAAUGGUUAUAAAUCACUUGGAGAAGCUGUUUGUCACCAAUGACGCUGCCACCAUCCUCAGAGAGCUGGAGGUGCAGCAUCCGGCGGCCAAAAUGAUCGUGAUGGCCUCCCAUAUGCAGGAGCAGGAGGUGGGCGACGGCACCAACUUUGUCCUGGUGUUCGCCGGCGCUCUGCUGGAACUGGCUGAGGAACUCCUAAGGAUGGGGCUUUCAGUUUCAGAGGUAAUCGAAGGCUACGAGAAGGCGUGCCGGAAGGCGCUAGAGCUCCUGCCCGAGUGUGUGUGCUCAUCAGCCAAGAACCUCCAUGACAUCAAGGAAGCUUCAGCGCUGAUCCGCACGGCUGUCACCAGCAAACAGUACGGCAACGAGGACUUCCUGUCCAACCUCAUUGCGCAGGCUUGUGUGUCCAUCUUCCCAGAGUCCGGCAGUUUCAACGUUGACAACGUCCGAGUGUGCAAGAUUCUGGGUUGUGGCGUGACGGCGUCCUCAGUGCUGCAUGGUAUGGUGUUCAAAAAGGAAGCUGAAGGAGACGUCACAUCGGUGAAAGACGCCAAAAUUGCAGUCUUCUCCUGCCCCUUUGACUGCAUGGUGACUGAGACCAAGGGUACUGUGCUGAUCAACAAUGCCAAGGAGCUGAUGGACUUCAGCAAGGGAGAGGAGGACAUGAUGGAGACCCAGGUCAGGGCCAUCAAGGAGGCGGGCGCCAAUGUGGUGGUGACGGGCGGCAAGGUUGCUGACAUGGCGCUGCACUACGCAAACAAGUACAAGUUGAUGGUGGUUAGACUCAACUCCAAGUGGGACCUGAGGAGGUUAUGCAAGACAGUGGGAGCCGUAGCUCUGCCGAGGCUGACUGGGCCUACCCCUGAGGAGAUGGGUCACUGCGAUAGUGUUUCCCUGACAGAGGUCGGUGACACUCAGGUUGUAGUCUUCAAACACGAAAAAGAAGACGGGGCCAUCUCCACAGUGGUAAUCCGCGGCUCCACGGACAACCUGAUGGACGAUAUCGAGCGUGCCAUCGACGACGGAGUAAACACCUUCAAGGUCUUGGUUAGGGACAACCGUCUAGUCCCUGGAGCGGGAGCCACCGAGAUUGAGUUGGCCAAGCAGAUCACUUCCUUUGGAGAGACCUGCCCGGGUUUGGAGCAGUACUCCAUCAAAAAGUUUGCAGACGCCUUUGAGGCAUUGCCGCGCGCCCUGGCGGAAAACUCUGGCGUGAAGGCCAACGAGCUCAUCUCUAAGAUGUACUCGGCGCACCACGAGGGCAACAAGAACGCGGGCUUCGAUAUUGAGGGAGACGGCCCCUCAGUGAAGGAUGUGGCCGAGGCUGGCAUCCUGGAUCCUUACUUGGUCAAAUACUGGGGCAUCAAACUGGCCACCAACGCCGCCGUUACAGUACUGCGAGUGGACCAGAUCAUCAUGGCCAAACCAGCGGGGGGCCCCAAACCUCCGCAGGGAAAGAAGGACUUUGACGAGGACGACUGAUCUCACCCGCUCCCCGCUCUUUUUGAAGUGUUUAUUUAAAGCUAAGCAGUUUUGGUUUAUUUUGCAGUAAUUCUUUGCAACAUCAGAUGACUGGAGAGAUGGCAGUGUUACGUGGUCUUCCUCGCAAAUAAAAGGAACUUGCAGUCAA